Molecule: messenger RNA, 4551 nt
Organism: Labeo rohita (rohu)
Lineage: Eukaryota; Metazoa; Chordata; Actinopteri; Cypriniformes; Cyprinidae
Gene: gpc4
Product: glypican 4
Exons: 9
Coding region: 583-2253 (556 amino acids)
Biological process (GO): cell migration; regulation of protein localization to membrane; regulation of signal transduction
Cellular component (GO): synapse; cell surface; extracellular region
Molecular function (GO): protein binding
Source: RefSeq, a predicted model, not a curated record
CUCAGCUGCGUGCACGCGCAGUCCUGACUCUGUUCUGAGAUCUCGCUGCGCGCACAAGCGACUCCUCGAUUUCCACUCUGCGUCCCGACUGCACACCAGCGUGAGAGGGGAAAACUUUCUUAAAACUUUUUUAUCGCUAUUUUAUCGCUUCUCCUCCUCCUUCGCGGAUCUCGUUAACAGAAGAAACUGGUUAAGAAGUGCCUUACCUUUACAACACUAAACAUGUGUGUGCUUUCAUAGCGCUGGAAGUAGCGCAGAUUUGCUUUUGUUUUUCGUUUAAAAAAAGUUGCAACGAAGAGCGCAGAGUCUUGAGUGCUUUACUGUUUGUUGUUACUUUUGUCGCUUUUUAUUUGUUUCACACCGCGGGAUUGUUUCGCUCGCUGUUCUUCAGAGGCCCGGUUUUUAUUGCUCAAGAAAAUCCAGUUCGCGAGAUCCGAGCGGUUAAGACAAGUUAAACGGAGACGCCGCAUCCCCAUGAGGAAACCAGAAGUGCGAGUCGAAGAGAUUUCGUGACUUAACUCUUUGUUUCGUUUAUUUUUUUUACGUUUUGCUGUUGCGGCUUUGUUGCUCAAGCAGUCAGCGAUGAAGAUGUUCGUUGUAUUUACUGUAUGUCUGUCGGUCGUGGUUUUGGCGUCGGCUCAGGCUGAUCAGAAGGUGAAGAACUGCAAUGAAGUCAGAACUGCCUACAGUUCCAAAGGUUUCAACGUCAACGAUGUUCCCAACAAAGGAGUGCAUGUAAAUCAUCUGAAGGUGUGUCCUCAAGGUUUCUCCUGCUGUACUCUGGAAAUGGAGGAGAAACUGAGUCAGCAGAGCCGCACAGACCUGAAAGCCCCCGUUCAUCAGCUCAGCUCCAACCUGCAGAACACCUUCAACCAGAGACACCGUCACUUUGACCAAUUCUUCAGAGAGCUGUUAAGCAAUGCCGAGAAAUCUCUCAACGACAUGUUCGUGCGGACCUACGGCUUGAUGUAUGUGAAGAAUGCCGAGCUCUUUGAGCAAUUCUUCCGUGACCUACGCCUCUACUACAGCCACGGGAGCAGCGCUGUCAACCUGGACGACAUGCUGGCGGACUUCUGGACGGAGCUUCUGGAGCGCAUGUUCCGACUGGUCAACGUGCAGUAUGAGUUCAAUGACUCGUACAUGGAGUGCGUCAGCAGGCACAUGGAGCAGCUCAAACCCUUCGGUGACGUUCCACGCAAGCUCCGCCUGCAGCUGACCCGGUCCUUCAUCGCAGUUCGCACAUUCACCCGAGGCCUGGCGCUCAUGCCGGAGGUGGUGGGCAAAGUCUCCACGGUAAGCGCCUCUCCGAAUUGUGUGCGUGCGGCUAUGAAGAUGUUAUACUGCCCGUACUGUACCGGGCAGGUGGCGCUGAAGCCCUGCAAGAACUACUGUCUCAACGUCAUGCGAGGCUGCCUGGCCAAUCAGGCCGAUCUGGACACAGAGUGGAAUAACUUCCUAGAUUCCAUGUUGGGUCUCGCUGAGAGACUGGAAGGACCGUUUAACUUUGAGUCAGUCAUGGAUCCCAUAGACGUGAAGAUCUCAGAUGCCAUCAUGAACAUGCAGGAGAACAGCAUACAGGUUUCACAGAAGGUGUUUCAGGGAUGUGGGCAGCCCAAACCCAACACGGCUUUCCGCACCCGGCGCUCUUCUAAAGAUUCAGGCUUUCCCGGGCGUUUCCGACCCUACAGUCCUGAUGCCAGACCCACCACUGCUGCCGGCACCAGCCUGGACCGACUGCUGACAGAUGUCAAGAAGAAACUGAAGCAUGCCAAGAAGUUCUGGUCCACCCUGCCAGACACUGUGUGUGUUGGAGAACGGAUUGCUGCCGGUGACGAAUGCUGGAAUGGUACAGCCAAAAGCAGGUACGAAUCUGUCGUUAUAGGCAACGGCUUAGCCAAUCAGGUGUCUAAUCCAGAUGUGGAAGUUGACAUCACCAAACCAGACAUGGUGAUUCGGCGGCAGAUAGCAGUGCUGAAGGAAAUGACCAGCCGGCUUAAGGCUGCUUACACUGGCACCGACAUCACAAUCAGUGAGGACACCGGCAGUGGAGAGGAAAGCGGAAGCGGCUGCGACUCACCCACUUGCGACAGCGACGGGGACAUCUACUUUUCCACCCCAGCGCCCGCUAAACCUCGCAUUAUCAAUGUUCAACCUAACAAACAGCCCUCCAGCGGUACACGGUUGGCAUCCUUCAGCCUAACACUGGCUGUGACGGCGCUUCUGCUCGCCCUGAUCACCCCACACACAAGAUAAGACCGGCUGAGAAAGGAAGAGGAUGUGUGUUUGUGCGAAUUUAAACACGAGAGCAGAAAACUGCCAUAGGACAUUAAAGACACUGCUUUCAGGAUCUCCGUCUGCCUGCCAUCCGGGGAAGACACUCAAGUUAUUAAUAUUCAAAUAACUUCCCUUCAGUGUAUUUUUCAUGUGUUUAUACGAACGGACUUCAUUUGUGUACAGCUAUACGUUUCCAUUUCACAUCAGCUGGGUUUUAUUCCUCUGUGUCUAUAGUGUCCAGAAUCAUUGAUGAUGACUCGUGAUUUUACAUAAGUGUUAGUUUAAAAGUAGGUCAGAUUGAGUGUGUGUCUGGGUGGAUGGUGUGUACGAUUGGCUGUAUAUAUCAUCCGAGCGCUUUUUAUAAAAGGUAAUCAAUUAAUCAACCCAUAUAUCCCAUAUGAUUUAAGCAAAUCUGUAAUUCUGUAUUUUAAUGCAUUGAGCAUGUAUGUUGGUGUGCAUGGAGGCUUUGGUUGGCUGCAGAUCAUAUAUACGUGAUAAAAACUUCAUGAUGCCUUAAGUAGACCCUUAAGGGGCACAGCUGACAAAAAAAAAUGUAUACAAUGCUGCCUUAUGAGUGAAAUCAACACUAGAAGAUCCCAGACACAAAGCUUUUUGUUUUCACAGCCCCCGUAUUGUCAUCCCAGUAUAAUAUAUAACUUGAGAAUAUAGUCUUCAGUAAUAACUUAAAAGUGUGUGAUGAAGAAGGAGCUUUGGUUAAGUCUGAAAGUUGAUACAUUGAACAGGCCUUGAUGGUUCCCUCAAAGCUGAUCAUGCAUUCUGCAUGAUGUGUGGCCUGAGUAAAGUUGUUGUUUUACUGGAUAUUUUGAGGAGAACCAGCUAUGAAGAUGGCUUAAGACUGAGCUGUCUGGAGGAAUUUUACACAGGGUUUUAUGUGGAGGUGUUUAUUUUGCUAGAAGUGUAUUGUAAGGUAUAAAACUGUAUGAUAGGUACUGCAACAGAUUUCACUACAUGGUGACAGACGGUGCUGAUUUGAGAGGUUGGGUGGCCUCUUUCAUGUUUGUAACAUAGCAUGUCCAGUCUUUUCCCUAUUCCAGAUUGUUUUCCAUAGAAGUCGGUACACAUUUUUAAAACCAUUCCUCAUGUAGAGCAAUAGAUAGAGUGUGUGGUACGUUCCAACACCAGUUUCAAAUAGCAAUGUGUGCGAUUUCCCAUUCAGAUGUCUGAUGAGUGCUUGUUGGUUGUUUAAACGAAAUCUCUCGAACUUCAAGGGCUUUCCACCCACCUCUCAGAAAAACUAGCUCCCUUCGCUCUUGUACAGUAAGUUAUUUAACCACAUGUCUCUUUGAAAGGCAUUCGCAAGCAUCGCUUUCCUAGGUAUCUUAAUUUCAGUAUUCAAAAUAUUUAUGUCUGUAGAUGAACGCGCUCUAAUGAAUUCACAAAUUAACUGAUGGUUUUAUAUCGGCUUCAGAUUUCAUGUUACAUACUAUUUAGAUUUUGUAAACCGAGCUAGCGUUCGUUCUGUCGUUAUAGUUUUAUGUAAGGGGAUUGUGAAAAUCGUACAAGCUGAUGCAAGGACAGGGCUGGCCAUCGGUCCUUGAUCGUUCCUGAUGUCACAUGCACUUUUAAUUGGCAUUCAGAUACCUCACAGCGAGUUUUAAAUGAUGCUUUUAAUUCUGUCUGCAACAUGCAUACUUUUUACGUUCAUUUGUAUUCAUUCGUUUGGAGGUUCAUUCAGUAUCUAUGGAUGAAUGGCCAGUCCUCAGACAUGAAAAGAGUCUUGUCAGGGUUUCAGGAGCGUGAAAUGAGUAACGCUCCGCUUCGCACCUCAGAUUGGUUCAGGUGUAUUUUUUUUCUAGACUGAUGUGUUGACAUGAAUAGGAAGCAGUAUGUGUUUUCUAUACUUUUGACCCAAAGCUUCCCAGUCACAUGUUAAGGUGGCUCUGAUGUAACGACCAGGAAAGGAAGUGUCUUGUGUCAGUGUGAAGAUGACAUGGACUCUUGAAUGAACCUCUGCAAUGUCAUCUUUAGAUUGUAUGCUGACCUUCAGGUGGACAGAGCGCGGGGCCCGCAGCCCUGUACGUCAGUGGAGUCAUCUGCGAUGAGGAGUGAGAGAGACUGAAGAAAGAAAAGAAAAAAAUUGUAAAUAAUGAGCAGUCGUUUUAGUGGUCUCUGAGAGAUGUUCAUCAGAUUUUACCCAUUCAGAGUAUGUGCUUAAUAUGGGCGAAAACAAAGAGAUAGAUGCUAAAAAAAUUGUAAGAGAAAAGUUAUAUUAAACAUUUCUUAGUCUUGUUGAAAUAAAGACUGCAGAUAUUUAAA